Homo sapiens (human) is the source of this 2123-nucleotide messenger RNA. It is a transcript of the gene CEACAM20, whose product is annotated as CEA cell adhesion molecule 20. NCBI's taxonomy places the organism in Eukaryota, Metazoa, Chordata, Mammalia, Primates, Hominidae. Gene Ontology annotation, biological process: positive regulation of cytokine production; response to bacterium. The transcript has 12 exons. The record is from RefSeq and is a predicted model, not a curated record. The coding region runs from base 167 to 1882 and encodes 571 amino acids. Gene Ontology annotation, cellular component: apical plasma membrane; microvillus membrane.
GUCUGUCCUGGGAGCUGCAGUUACUGCAGUGUGUGUGUGAGUUUGUAGCAGGGUGGGAGAGGAGAGAAGGGAGGUGGAGGGGCUGCACCUGGAGUGAGGACUGUAUCUGUGUGUGCAAGCCGGGGCGACAGACGGCCUGGCACACUGAAGUCAGGUGCCGGGACCCAUGGGGCCUGCUGACUCAUGGGGACACCACUGGAUGGGAAUCCUGCUUUCAGGACAACGGCAGGACCCUGUGAGAAGAAAGCCAGAGGGAAGGGGCCAUGGCAGGCUUUCCACAGAGAGGCUUCCUGUCUCGGCCUCGCUUUGUACCGUAUGGAGUCCUCCAGCUGCAGCCCAGCUCACCCUCAAUGCCAACCCACUUGAUGCCACCCAAAGUGAGGAUGUUGUUCUGCCUGUGUUUGGGACCCCCAGGACACCCCAGAUUCAUGGCAGAUCCAGAGAGCUGGCCAAACCCUCCAUUGCAGUCAGCCCAGGCACUGCCAUAGAGCAGAAGGACAUGGUGACCUUCUACUGCACCACUAAGGACGUCAACAUUACCAUCCACUGGGUUUCCAACAACCUCUCCAUUGUGUUCCAUGAGCGCAUGCAGCUGUCCAAGGAUGGCAAGAUCCUCACCAUUCUCAUUGUCCAGCGGGAGGACUCAGGGACUUACCAAUGUGAAGCUCGAGAUGCCCUUCUGAGCCAGAGGAGCGACCCCAUCUUCCUGGAUGUGAAGUAUGGUCCUGAUCCUGUUGAAAUCAAAUUGGAGUCUGGUGUUGCCAGUGGGGAGGUGGUUGAGGUGAUGGAGGGCUCCAGCAUGACCUUCUUAGCGGAAACAAAGUCUCACCCACCCUGUGCCUAUACUUGGUUUCUCCUUGACUCCAUUCUGUCUCACACCACGAGAACAUUCACCAUCCAUGCUGUGUCCAGAGAACAUGAGGGCCUGUACAGGUGCUUGGUGUCCAACAGUGCCACCCACCUGUCCAGCCUGGGUACUCUGAAGGUCCGAGUACUUGAAACACUGACCAUGCCUCAAGUCGUGCCUUCAAGCCUGAACCUUGUGGAGAAUGCUAGGUCUGUGGACCUGACCUGCCAAACCGUCAAUCAGAGUGUGAAUGUCCAGUGGUUCCUAAGUGGCCAGCCCCUCCUGCCCAGUGAGCACCUGCAGCUGUCAGCUGACAACAGGACCCUAAUCAUCCAUGGCCUCCAGCGGAAUGACACCGGGCCCUAUGCCUGUGAGGUCUGGAACUGGGGCAGCCGGGCCCGGAGUGAGCCCCUUGAGCUGACCAUCAACUAUGGUCCUGACCAAGUGCACAUCACCAGGGAGUCGGCAUCUGAGAUGAUCAGCACCAUAGAGGCAGAGCUCAACUCCAGCCUGACCCUGCAGUGUUGGGCCGAGUCCAAGCCAGGUGCUGAGUAUCGCUGGACUCUUGAACACUCCACCGGGGAGCACCUGGGUGAGCAGCUGAUUAUCAGGGCUCUGACCUGGGAACACGACGGGAUCUACAACUGCACAGCCUCCAACUCUCUCACUGGCCUGGCCCGCUCCACUUCAGUCCUGGUCAAGGUGGUAGGUCCCCAGUCCUCCUCCCUGUCCUCAGGGGCCAUCGCUGGUAUUGUCAUCGGGAUCCUGGCUGUCAUUGCUGUGGCCUCAGAACUGGGCUAUUUUCUCUGCAUCAGAAAUGCCAGACGGCCCUCAAGGAAAACAACAGAGGACCCCAGUCAUGAGACCUCACAACCCAUCCCGAAGGAGGAGCACCCCACAGAGCCCAGUUCCGAAAGCCUGAGUCCUGAGUAUCGCAAUAUAUCCCAGCUUCAGGGACGGAUCAGAGUCGAACUGAUGCAACCACCAGACCUUCCAGAGGAGACCUAUGAGGGCUUGGAAUUGGAUUGCCAAUGAGGUGGUACUGGACCAGCACAUGCUGGGGUGAAAAGGAGGCUGGGAGUAGAGGUUGCAGAUCCAGCAGGAAAAAGGAGAGUUCUGGGCCAGGGCAAGGGCCUGGGUUCUAACCCUGCUUCCACCUCUGAUUCUCUGCAAGAACCUGAACAGAUUCCUUCCACUCUCUCGGUCCCUGAAGAGUGUAAGUUGGUACAUUCCUGGCAAUCUGUGUCUGUGGGCCCUGCCUAAUUUCUCUGCUUAC